Molecule: messenger RNA, 2828 nt
Organism: Scophthalmus maximus (turbot)
Lineage: Eukaryota; Metazoa; Chordata; Actinopteri; Pleuronectiformes; Scophthalmidae
Gene: rbm45
Product: RNA binding motif protein 45
Exons: 11
Coding region: 144-1544 (466 amino acids)
Molecular function (GO): RNA binding
Source: RefSeq, a predicted model, not a curated record
AAAUAACAAAUGGUGGUGGCAAUUUGAUUGAUUGCGGAAGUUGACAAACUGAAACAGGAAGUUCCGAGGAGCGCCUGAAGGCAGCACCAACGGUUUACUACUGGGAUGCGUUCAGGCUGCAUUGUGUCGAGAGGGAAUCAAAGAUGGAGGAGUACCCUGCGAAACAAGCGCCCGAGAACCUCGACGACCCGCCGAACAGUCGCCUCUUCGUGGUCACCAGCCGGGCGGUGACCGAGGACGCGCUGCGCGACGGCUUCUCCGUGUUCGGCGAGGUGCAGGGCGUGUGGGUGGUCAAGGACAAGCAGACGAAGGAGUCCAAAGGCAUCUGCUACGUGAAGUUCGCCAAGUCGUCGCAGGCCUGCCUCGCCAUGGAGGAGAUGCACGGCAAGGUGCUGAGCGAGGGCACCAAGCCCGUCAAGGUAUUUAUUGCCCAGUCACGAUCUUCAACGCGGCACAGAGACGUCGAGGAUGAAGAGUUGACCAGAAUCUUUGUCAUGAUCCCCAAAACCUUCUCAGAGGAGGACCUCAAAGACACAUUCAAGGAAUAUGGCGAUAUUGAGUAUUGCGUGAUCAUCAAGAAUAAGUUCACCGGGGAAAGUAAAGGUUUGGGCUACGUGAGAUACUACAAACCCUCCCAAGCCGCCAUCGCUAUAGAGAACUGUGACAAAACUUACAGGGCCAUCCUGGCCGAACCUCGCACCAAGGCCACAGCGCCUGAAGAUUACUCUGGGGGAGCCAGCAGAGGGGAUUACGCGGGCGGCAAUGACGCCAUGAACCAGUACGCCGCCCCGAUGGCCGACCAGGGGAACUACCAGGCCAUGGACUACCGCUCGGGUGACUUCACGCGGUGCCUGAUGAUGUCGACGCGGGCCGCGCUCACCCAGGAGCAGAUCUUCGCUCUAUUCGACCUCAUCCCCGGUAUGGAAUACUGCGAGCUCCAGAGAGACGCCUAUGGGAUGAGCAAAGGUCAUGCGUUGAUUCGCUACAGUAACCUGGGAUCAGCAGUUUACGCCAAGGAGAAGCUGAAUGGCUUUGAAUUUCCGCCUGGCAACAGACUGGUUGUAAAUUUUGUCGACGACGGAGAGGACCGCAGCAGUCCUGUAGGUCGGAUGGCCAUGCAGUUCGUUGCGACCCAGAUGAUGUCUUCCGUCUGGAACGGCGGACCGUCCACCAGCCAGGUGAUGAAACCUCCUGGUUUCUCCAAUGUCUCUCCGAUGUCCCGGGUUCAGACGGACGUGAGCCUGCCGCCGCCCAAGAAGCUCGCUCCGCCCGACAGCAAGACCAAGGAGCGCUUGUUUGUCGUGUUCAGCCCCUCCCCGCUGCCCCCGGACGUGCUGGAGGACGUUUUCUGUCGCUACGGUUCACUCAUCGAGGUGCAUUUGGUUCCAGGGAGGAAAGUUGGAUACAUGAAGUACGCAGAAAAGCAGUGUGCAGACGAGGCCAUGGCGGCGCUCCACGGGCGCGUCGUCAACGGAGUGAAGAUGAAGGUGAUGCUGGCCGACCCUCCCAGAGAGGAGUCGCACAAGCGCCCUCGUACCUACUAGGGACCGCGUGACAGGAAACGACCGGGUCUGUUCAGGGACAAAGAAAACGUGUUAGCGUGUUGGCAGGACUUUUCUCCUAACAAUGUAACGCUGGUGCUAUUAUUAUUAUUAUUAUUAUUAUUAUUAUUAUUAUUAUGCUCAACUAUCACCGCGUUUCUGCUUCAGUACAUGAAAUAUUUUAACACCCAGAUUAACCCAUCAGAUUACGUGUGAGGGAGACUGUUCACUCCUGACUGCAGUUUUUUUUAAUACUAUUUUUGUAAGAAAAACACAAGAUGUCAACUAGAGCGGCUUUCAGACAUUGAAGCGCUGAAGUCCGGACAUUUUCCGGAACUUUUCUUGCCAGUCCCCCUAGGGAAGUGUCCGGACAAUAUCAGAGUGAGACCGUGUGAGAACACAGCAGGAAAAUGUCCGGAAAACCCGUGUGUUGAAUUUGUGUCAACAAAAACAUGUCCCGCCUGCUGCAUGCUCGACCCAGACGCCACAGGAUGUUCCGGACGUUUUCCCGCUCUCUGUAUGCGUCUGACUCGGAUAUUCUCCCGCUGCGUCCUCCGCGCGUGAACGUCAAACUUCCCCGGGAAAAUGUCCGAGACCCCGAUUUUCCUGGAGUUCUCGUGUGAAAGCGUUUCUAGUAGCUAGUGAUGACAGUUGAGUUGUUUCUCUCUCUCUCUCUCUGUGAAUAACGCUGCAGCUUCUUGCUCCCCAGGCGACUGUUGUCACGACACACAAUGACACCUGACCUGACAGACCGACCGACAUCGAGACCUCCUCCCCGACUCCUGACACGACCUUUUGACACCUGUCUGACCUUUACUUCUGGUCAGUGACCUUUGCUGUGACUCACCGGUAUAACAAGUGCACAGGGAGUCUUGAUCAGAGAUCCUCUACGGCGUGAAGUCGUUUGUGGUCAGUGUCUUGCUUUUUCCUUUUUCUUUUUAACGUAAGUACGUAGUUUCAACCUUAUCAGCUGGACUCAUCGAUGUACAGUACAACCUCAGCAUCACAUUGUUAUUUAUCAACGGACUAUUGGAGAACAGUUUAGUUUAUUUCUUAGUUUAAACGCCCGAGUUUCAUCUUAGAUCAUUGGGUCGGCAACAUUUUCUUGUUGAGAAAUGUCAGGGCAGGAUUUCUAAAGUUUUGCAUUUCAGAUUCUAGUCCUCCUUCUUUUUUCCCCUCCUCUCUCUGUUGCGAUGCCCUGUGAUCUCAUGUUGAGCUCAGUUCAUUUGUGUUUCUCAGUCUGUAUACUUUUGUCUCAUUUAAAAUAAAAAUGAGUUCAAGAAAACA